Messenger RNA from Cynara cardunculus var. scolymus (artichoke), 1790 nucleotides. Its product is annotated as pentatricopeptide repeat-containing protein At2g20540-like. The record is from RefSeq and is a predicted model, not a curated record. Lineage: Eukaryota; Viridiplantae; Streptophyta; Magnoliopsida; Asterales; Asteraceae. Gene Ontology annotation, biological process: RNA modification. The transcript is spliced from 2 exons. Bases 138 to 1742 code for a protein of 534 amino acids. Gene Ontology annotation, molecular function: RNA binding; protein binding.
CUGUGCUGCGCCUGCUGCCGCCUGUGCCGCUGUGCUGUGCGCCUCCGGCUGUGCGAGUGCGAGUUUCUUCAGCUUCUUGCCUUCUUGGCUUCUUGGACUCUUGCCUCUUGGUAACUUAGGUUAUGUAAUUUUAGCCGAUGGCAGCAAGUACAGAUAUGCUAUCUUCAAAGAUCUUGGAGAACAUGUUCAUGCCCAUGUUGCAGAAUUGCAAUCACAUGAGAAAACUGAAGAAAAUUCAUGCCCAAAUUGUGAAAUUUUCAUUAUCGGAGAGCAGUUACUUGGUCACAAAAAUGGUGAACAUAUGUGAUCAAUAUGAAGAAGUAGACUAUGCAAGAUUGUUAWUUAAAGAGGUGUCUCAGCCAAAUAUUUACUUAUAUAAUGCGAUAAUCAGGGCUCAUACACAUUGCCAGUUGCAUCGGUUCACCAUAAAUAUAUACAAGCAAAUGCUUAAAGAACCAAUUUUUCCAGACAAUUUCACAUACCCAUUUGUUAUAAGAUCGUGUGGAGGGAUUUCCAGUCUUGAUGUGGCCAAGCAGGUUCAUGGACAUGCCUUGAAAGCUGGAGUUCAAUCAAAUGUCGUUAUUGAGAAUUCACUUUUGGAUAUGUAUAUAAAAUGUGAUGCUAUUUCUCAUGGAUAUAAGGUGUUUGAUGAAAUGACUGACAGAGAUGUGAUAUCUUGGAACAGUCUCAUUUAUGGGYAUAUAAAACUGGGACAGAUGAAAAGGGCAAGAGAGCUCUUUGAAGGGAUGCCAGAGAAGUCGAUCGUUUCAUGGACCGCAAUGAUUUCUGGGUACACGCUAAUCRGGAGUCAUGCAGAUGCGUUACACAUUUUYCGAAUGAUGCAACUGGCUGGUGUUAAACCCGAUUGGAUCAGCUUACUCUCGGUGUUGCCGGCUUGUACACAGCUGGGAGCUCUUGAGCUAGGGAAAUGGAUCCAUUUUUACGCAGAGAAAAAUGGGUUCUUGGAAAAGACAAGUGUAUGCAAUGCUUUGAUCGAAAUGUAUGCUAAGGGUGGAAACAUCGACCAAGCAUGGCAAGUGUUCGACAAUAUGCUUGAAAGAGACGUGAUUUCUUGGAGUACAAUGGUUGGAGGACUAGCCAACCAUGGAAAAGCUCCUGAAGCAAUACGAUUGUUUCAAGAUAUGCAGAAGACAUCCAUCAAACCGAAUGAGAUCACGUUUGUAGGUCUUUUAUCAGCUUGUGCUCAUGCUGGAUUCUUAGAARAUGGACUCAAAUACUUYGAUUCCAUGAGAUACGAUUAUAAUCUGGAGCCAGGAAUUGAGCAUUACGGAUGCUUGGUUGAUCUUCUUGGAAGAACUGGUUGUCUUGAUAGAGCUCUUGAGUUGAUAAAAACUAUGCCCAUGAAACCAGAUUCCGCGAUUUGGGGUUCAUUGUUAAGCUCGUGUAGAACUAAGGGCAAUCUUGCAAUGGCGGUCAUUGCAAUGGAGCAUCUUUUAGAACUCGAACCAGAAGAUACCGGAAACUAUGUGUUGCUCUCAAACAUAUACGCAGAUCUUGGAAGAUGGGAUGGUGUUUCGAGGAUGAGGAAAUUCAUAAGAGGUAAGAUAAUGAGCAAGACACCAGGGUGCAGCGCCAUAGAGAUCGACAAUGCCGUUGAAGAGUUUGUGUCGAGUGAUGACUCGAAGCCAUUUUCUAGAGAAAUUUACCGUAUGCUCGAGUUAGUAGCUCUGCAUCACAUAAUAUCAAGUGAUUUCUUUGAAAUCACUAUGGAAGAGACGUAGUUAUCAACACUAUUUUCAAAGAGGUUGCAUCACAGAUUAUCAAGAUAC